This is a messenger RNA of Acanthosepion pharaonis, 750 nucleotides long. The record is from the annotation of a GenBank genome assembly. NCBI's taxonomy places the organism in Eukaryota, Metazoa, Mollusca, Cephalopoda, Sepiida, Sepiidae.
AUGAGUGAAACAUCCAAUUCCAAACUUGCCUGUAUCUCGGAAAACGAUGUGACGUCAUUGCUUGCUUCUUUUUUGAUCACUCUGAUAUCCCGGUCACUUAAUUUCUGGCUUCUUCCGGUUCUUUUCCUGGCUUCCUAUUCUUCCGUGACAUCCCUAUCACUUAAUUUCUGGCUUCUUCCGGUUCUUUUCCUGGAUUCCUAUUCUUCCAUGACAUUCCUGUCACUUAAUUUCUGGCUUCUUCCGGUUUUUUUCCUGGCUUCGUAUUCUUCCGUGACAUCCCUAUCACUUAAUUUCUGGCUUCUUCCGGUUCUUUUCCUGGCUUCCUAUUCUUCCCUUCUUCCGGUUCUUUUCCUGGCUUACUAUUCUUCCGGGACAUCCCUAUCACUUAAUUUCUGGCUUCUUCCGGUUCUUUUCCUGCUUUCGUAUUCUUCCGUGACAUCCCUAUCACUUAAUUUCUGGCUCCUUCCGGUUCUUUUCCUGGCAUCCUAUUCUUCCGUGACAUCCCUAUCACUUAAUUUCUGGCUUUUUCCGGUUCUUUUCCUGGCUUCGUAUUCUUCCGUGACAUACAUAUCACUUAAUUUCUGGCUUCUUCCGGUUCUUUUCCUGGCUUCCUAUUCUUCCGUGACAUCCCUAUCACUUAAUUUCUGGCUUCUUCCGGUUCUUUUCCUGGCUUCGUAUUCUUCCGUGACAUCCCUAUCACUUAAUUUCUGGCUUCUUCCGGUUCUUUCCUGGCUUCGUAUUCUUCCGUGA